AAUUUUUAAAUUUUAAUUAAGAUUGUUUUAUUACAAUUAAAUUAAUUUAGAGAUAGAUAAAAAAAUAUAUUUUUUAUCAGACAUUUACUUUUAAACGCUGAAGAUUUAGUUGCUUAAGUUAGUUAAAUGAAUAUUAAAGAAAAUUAAAAAUUAGAUUUUUAACAAGAAUGUUUGAAUGAUAGUAAAGAAAAAGAGAAAUUAAUGAAAGAAAUAUAAGAUCUAAAAUAAAUUAUUGUUUAAAAAGAUUAAGUUCUUGCUUAAUGGAUGAGGAUGUGUGAAGAUUUAUCUCAAAAUCUUUUACAAAAAUAAAUUGAUAUUAAAUAGUUAGAAAUUAGCUAGAAUCUAUUAUGUGAUGAUAAAGAAGAAUCUAAAAAUAAUUCAGUUGACUAGUAGCAUUUAGCUAUAAAAUAAGAUACAUCUGAAUAGAAAAGUUAUUAGCAUUCCUUUUACUAAAAUGAAAACAAAAAGAUUUUUAAUGGAAAAUUAAAUGAUGAAGGUAAAGAGUAUUAUAGUAGAUUCAACGGCCAAGAAAGCACUGAAGUAGGUUCUUGCUAUACUCUUAAUAUGAAUACAAAAGAGUAAAAUAGCUUUAAUUAACAACCUUCUCCUAAUAGAGAAUCUAAAAAAGUAGAGUGCAGCUCAGAUUCAAAGUAGAACGAAAAUACUUAUCAGUUGAUCUAUAAUUCUAAUAAGGACUAAACUCAAUUUUCGGAUAAUCAAAUUAAUAACAAUAAUAACAACUAUAUUAAAGAAAUUGAAUAAAUAGAAAAAGAUGCUUAGCAACUUCUAAAAGAGUUUUAAAAAUAGAUUUAUCCAGAAGAAAAAUCCUUGUAUAUGUUUGAUGAGUAAAAUGAUUUACUUUGCAAUGAAAGUGACAUAUUUUCUCAAUGUAUAAAGCUCAAAUAGUGCUUAGAAGAAAUGAAACUAGAAAAGGAGUAACUGACUUAAUAAAAUAAUUAGUUUUUUAAAAUAAUAAAUGAAAAAUGUCUUGAAAUCCAACAUCUAUAAAGUAUGCUAAUUUAGAGAGAUUAAAAAGUCAUAGAUUAUUCUGAGAAGAGAAAUGAAGAGUAUAGAAAAUUUUUACAAGCAAAUCAUUCUCUAGUAAAUGAAAACAAAGAGUAAAGAGAAAUGAUAUUUAGAUUUUAAUAACAGUUAGCUCUGCUAAAUUACUUAAAGGCAGAAAAUUAAGAGGUUAAUUUGUUAAAAUUAGAAAAACAAAACUUAUUAGAUGAAAAUUAAAAAUUAAAUAAUCAUAUUAAACACUAAAAAUCAAUAAUUCUAGAAUAAUCAGAGUACAAGUUGUUUUAUAAUCAACUAAAGACUGAUUAUGACAUAUUAGCUAAUCACAUUUAGUAGCUCGGAGAUGAAUAUAUUUAAAACUCAACAGCAAAUAACACAUGCCCUACUUGUUUUUCAUAAGAUUAGUAUAGAUUAGUUAUUUUAUAACUCUAACAAAAGUACGAGCAUUUAGAAAAAAAAUAUAAAUAGGAUGUACAAAAUUUAAUGGAGGAUCUUAACAACCUUAAAUUUGCCUAUGAUAAGAAACAAGAUAGAUGA
Messenger RNA from Tetrahymena thermophila SB210, 1557 nucleotides. RefSeq lists its product as hypothetical. NCBI's taxonomy places the organism in Eukaryota, Ciliophora, Oligohymenophorea, Hymenostomatida, Tetrahymenidae. The transcript has a single exon. The record is from RefSeq and is a predicted model, not a curated record.